AUGGCCGCCGCCAAAGAAUACAAAGUAGCCGAAUUGACCCCCGCCGAUUUCGAAGAAUGGUCAGCCCUAUUCAACAAGUAUCUCGACUUUUACAAAACCUCGCUUGACCAGGAGCAGUACAGAAAGACCUUCGAACGUCUUACCCAGAAGUGUAAUGAACUGCAGGGCUUGGUCGUGAGGGAAGUGGGCGACGAAUCCACCAUUGUUGGGUUUGCUCACUUCUUUCCCAUGCAAACUACUUGGAGUGAGAAGAGAAUUAUGUUUCUUGAUGAUCUAUUUGUCGACUCCUCUGCUCGCAACCAAGGUCUAGGACGCAUUCUAAUCCAGUCAGUCGCAGAGAUUGCAAGGUCUAGUGACUGCCUUCGUGUGCAGUGGACAACACAACAUGAUAAUCUGACAGCCCAAGCACUCUACAACAAGAUGGCCACGAGUCUAUUCAAAGAGUAUCGCUUGGCGCUAAACUGA
This is a messenger RNA of Aspergillus melleus, 465 nucleotides long. It is a transcript of the gene HPA3, whose product is annotated as GNAT family N-acetyltransferase. NCBI's taxonomy places the organism in Eukaryota, Fungi, Ascomycota, Eurotiomycetes, Eurotiales, Aspergillaceae. Gene Ontology annotation, molecular function: N-acetyltransferase activity. Bases 1 to 465 code for a protein of 154 amino acids. The record is from RefSeq and is a predicted model, not a curated record. The transcript is spliced from 2 exons.